AUGAGCAGCUCUCAUAGGAAUGAAUGAGGCCCCGCCUCCCACGCUGUAUCCUGUUCUUAUUAUACAUCCAUGCGCUGGGACGGUCAAGAGACGAAGAAGAAUUUACCUUCGUGUCUCACCAAUCAACACCCAUGGACCCCACUCUUCUUUGCUCCUCGAGAUGCCAAGACUUAAAUCGUACCGUCGAUCUCAGGCUGCUAAGAAGAAUUGGGCUGUACAAAAGGCCCAACCAGCUGCCAGUUCAACAUGUUACGGUACAGGUUACCGUCAUGAAGCGCGGACAUGGCCGACAUCCUCCUUGACUGAUCAUCCCCACCAGUUGGUCAUUCCUGACAGAUAUCCAGGGGAAAAAUUUGUGCUGCUGGUUGGAGACUCUCAUCUCAGAUCCGUCGUGGAUGGAUUUGUGGAGAUGCCUCGGGGGGGACUUUCCUUCGGACUCAUGGCGACACCAGGGGGGGGCGCACAGGUUCUGAAGAGCGAGUUUGAGGGAGCUGUUCUGCCUUCGACCCCCGAUGCAGUCUGUGUUCUGGCCCCCGGCAUUAACUUGGGAAAGAGCCGGACCCCCGGAGCGGCUGGUGCCGAUUUUGGCUCUCUCCUGACCAGAGUCCUGCUCAGCUGCCCCAACGUGCUUGUCGUGGACUUCCCUCCACGUCUGGACAUUGCAGCAGAUGACCAGAAUGCCUUGCGGCAGGAGUUUCGCCUUGUAGCUGCCAGGAUGGGUCUGCAAUACUUUUCCAUUCAUAAUCACUUUCCUGCAAACUGCCAUGACCUGUGGGCCAAAGAUGGGAUUCAUUUGAGUGACGAUGCGGGGAUGCCCCUCCUGCUGCAGCUGAUCUGGACUGCCACCUCUCUGCACCUGGGGUCACCACCGCCCCCCCGGGGACCUGCUCCGGGGCCCGAUGUGAAGGCAGAGCCUGAAGGACAGAGCUGGCAGCUGAGGCACCCUGAGGGAGAGGGGCACCCUGAGGGGCCUCAACAGUCCGUGGAGACUAACAGAAGGAGGAGGGUUCAGCCGCAGGUUAUGAAAGAGUGUUUCAUCCCCCUGAAACGUGUGAGGAUCAGCACUGAAGAUCUGGCGAAAGUAAUAAAAAGUGGUUCCAUCACAUCCUCCUGAGGACCCAACAGCAACGGUUCCUAAACCCAGACAGUCUCCGGUUUGAGCCCUCGUUGGACAGGUUGGCAGUUCUGAAAGUGAUGUCUUUCACCCGCAGAGGGGUUCUGUCUUCAAUGAAGACAAUUUUCAUUACUGCCAAGGGAUUUGACGUUAUAUUGAAGGCUCCUCAAAUUUGGAACCCUUUUGAGGAACCUGUAAAUGUAAGAAGAAAGAAAAUGUGUAAUGUCAUUGUUCUGAGACAUGUUCUGUUACAACCUGCUUCCUGUGUGCAUUGUAUCAAUAUUGCUUAAUUUGUGUGCAAUUCUCUGAAAUGAAUGUCUUUGACCUCAUGGUAAUAAAACGUCAUUGUAUUCCUA
Gymnodraco acuticeps is the source of this 1470-nucleotide messenger RNA. RefSeq lists its product as uncharacterized. The coding region runs from base 20 to 1114 and encodes 364 amino acids. The transcript is spliced from 10 exons. The record is from RefSeq and is a predicted model, not a curated record. Lineage: Eukaryota; Metazoa; Chordata; Actinopteri; Perciformes; Bathydraconidae.